Molecule: messenger RNA, 1132 nt
Organism: Anopheles darlingi
Lineage: Eukaryota; Metazoa; Arthropoda; Insecta; Diptera; Culicidae
Product: delta(3,5)-Delta(2,4)-dienoyl-CoA isomerase, mitochondrial
Exons: 2
Coding region: 103-1044 (313 amino acids)
Cellular component (GO): mitochondrion
Molecular function (GO): delta(3,5)-delta(2,4)-dienoyl-CoA isomerase activity
Source: RefSeq, a predicted model, not a curated record
AAACCCGUUAUCUCUCGUUUAUUGCAAGUUCCAAAGUUCACCCAGAAAAUCGGGAAGAGAUACGUUACGGGUUUUUUUUCACGAUAAUUAGAAAUCUGCAACAUGAACCGAAUGCAAGUUUGCACUAAACUGUUCUCCUCACUGAAGCUGAUGACCCAAUCGAAAGUACACCUCACUCGCAACAUGUGCGCAACGGCCACUGCCGGUACCGAAAAGUAUCAAUUCCAAACGCUUAAACUGUCCAGCCCGAGCCCGUUCGUGGUGCAUGUCGAGUUUAACCGGCCCGAUCGCAUGAACGCCUUCAACCGGCAGCUGUGGACGGAGAUCAAGGAUUGCUUCGAUCAGCUGCACAACGAUCCGGACUGUCGGGUCGUGGUGCUGUCCGGCGGCACCUCUAAGCACUUUACCGCCGGUAUCGAUCUGUUCGAUAUGAUGAAGCUGGGCCAGGAACUGGGCGCGAUUGAUGAGGUAGGCCGACGCGGCCGGCUGCUGGAGGGUACGAUCAAGCUGUAUCAGGAUUGCAUCAGUGCGCUCGAAAAUUGCUACAAACCGGUGAUCGUGGCCGUACAUAGUGCGUGCAUCGGGGCCGGUCUUAAUCUAAUUACGGCUGCCGACAUUCGCUACUCUACGCGCGAUGCCUGGUUCUCGCUGAAGGAGGUCGACAUUGGCCUGGCAGCUGAUGUCGGUGCCCUACAGCGGUUGCCGCGCGUCGUUGGUAACCAUAGCUGGGUGCGCGAACUCGCGUUCACCGCGCGCAAGUUCUCUAGUGAUGAAGCGUACACGCAGGGUCUGGUGUCACGAUUGUUCGAUACACGCGAAGCUAUGCUCGAUGGAGCCGUCAAGCUGGCGACGGAAAUUGCCGCUAAAAGUCCGAUCGCGGUACAGGGAACGAAGAAAAAUCUCGUCUUCUCAGGUGAUCAUUCUGUGCAGGAGGGAUUGGAUCACAUCCGGCAAAUCAACAUGCUGAAUUUACAAAGUGAAGACUUCCUCACCGCGAUCAUGGCGUCUCAGAGCAAGGAAACACCUGUUUUCGCCAAGUUGUAGACCGUUCGACCGGUGAGUGCGUUUUUCUUUCCAUCACACAAAAACACGCUACAGAAUAAAACGGUUAAGGUUCGCCGCAUACCGAGGA